Molecule: messenger RNA, 705 nt
Organism: Misgurnus anguillicaudatus (oriental weatherfish)
Lineage: Eukaryota; Metazoa; Chordata; Actinopteri; Cypriniformes; Cobitidae
Source: RefSeq, a predicted model, not a curated record
AUGACAUGGGCAUCAGCUCAAAGUUACUGCAGACAGAAGCACAUUGAUCUGGCUACUAUAGACUCUAUGAAUGAUGUGAACAAGCUGAUAAAUACUGUGGAUCCUGGGUACAUUGGAUCAGUGUGGACUGGACUAAAGAGGGCGACAGUGAGUCGAUGGGUUUGGUCUAUGGGAGAAGACACUCUUUCACAGUACAAAGCCUGGAAUACAGGAGAACCUUAUGAAAGUGUUGGAAACGUCCUGAUAACAACUCCAAAAAACUGGAGAGAUGCUCAGAGUUACUGCAGACAGUAUCACACUGAUCUGGCCACCAUCCACAACUCUGUGGAGCAGAACCAGGUAUAUACUCUUGUUGGAAGUGGACCGUGGGCCUGGAUCGGUCUGUUUUUGGACUCUUGGCAGUGGUCUGACCUAAGGAGUUUCUACUUUAGAUACUGGGCAGCAGGACAACCAACAACUGGUGAUUGUGUUGCCAUGUCAACAACUGACUCUGGGAAAUGGGCUACUUACAGCUGUGUCCAAUCACGUCCUUUUAUCUGCUAUGAUGUUUAUCAAAAACAGGUUAUUAGAUUAAACUUGUCCUGUCGUGGAAAAUGCGAUAUGAAUGAUCCUUCACUACAGGCUGUCAUUCUGAAUAAGAUUGGUACAAAGCUAAAGAGCAUAGGACUGGACAAUUACAUCCGUAUAAACUGGGGGAAAAUAUAA